Molecule: messenger RNA, 1176 nt
Organism: Fusarium tjaetaba
Lineage: Eukaryota; Fungi; Ascomycota; Sordariomycetes; Hypocreales; Nectriaceae
Exons: 3
Coding region: 1-1176 (391 amino acids)
Source: RefSeq, a predicted model, not a curated record
AUGUAUUUCUCCAACAUCGUUAUCGGUGCUCUCGCAGCCCAGGCCCUGUCGGGUGACAGAAGGCCAACUCCAGCACUAGCUGGAAAGUUCGCGGCCUUGAUGGCUUCUGCAGCUCUACCAGUCUCUGGUGUCCCAGUGAUUGGCCUCAUCGAACCUCGAUCGCCCGAGAUCUUGGUGCUAGGUGGUGGUGGUCAGCAGAACCAGCAACAGGGUGGCAACGAUGACGCUCAAGACGAUGAUCAAGACGAACAAGACGACCAGAACGAGCAAGAUGACGAGAACGCACAAGAUAACCAGGACGGCCAGGACGGACAAAAUGGCGGUGGCAGACAAGGUCGAGGUGGUAGAAACGGCAACAAUAACAACAACGGCAAUGGUCAAGACAACGGCAACGGUCAGGGUAACGGCAAUGGAGGCAACCAAAACAACGGAGGAAACCAGGGCGAUCAAGCUACUGCCACUGAGUCCCUUGCUACCGGUGUUGACACAGCCACUGGCACCGCCACCGACGUUGCCACUGAUGUCGGUGCCAUCCAGAGCCGCAUCGCCAAUGAGACCGUCGUCACCCGAUCUCUUGGUCCCGGCCAGCUUCUCCCCCCGGGCCAGACUGAUGCUGUCAACACUCCUGGCCAGGAGACUCCUGCAGCUACCCCUACAGGUGCUGCCGGCGAGACACCUGCUGCCGGCGAUACUGCUGCCGUUACUGAAGCCCCUGCUGCUACCAACACUGCUGCUGCCGAAGCUACGGUCACUGUCACCGCUACGGUCACUGUUGACAACGGUAAUGGCAAUGGUAACGGCAACGGUAAUGGACGGGGACGAAACAGGGGCGGUAACAAUGGCAACAACGGCAAUGGCAACAAUGGCAACGCUGGCCAGAACAACGGCAAUGAUGCUGCCAAUGGGGGUAAUGCUCAGAACGGAGACAAUGCCCAGAACGGAGGUAACGGAAACAACAACGGUAACGCCAACGACGGCGCUGCUAACAAUGGUGGUGCUGCCAAUGGAAACAAGGGCAACGCUGGUAACAACGAUGGCGCCGCUGCAGGAGGCGACGCCGCUCAAGGUGACAAUGCUGCUGGCGCCGCUGGUGCCGGAGGUCUUCUGGGCAGCAUCCUUGAGCGCCUGACAGGAGGAGCAGGAGCUGGUGCAGCUGCCGGUGCCGGUAACAACUAG